Molecule: messenger RNA, 10236 nt
Organism: Hirsutella rhossiliensis
Lineage: Eukaryota; Fungi; Ascomycota; Sordariomycetes; Hypocreales; Ophiocordycipitaceae
Product: AMP-binding enzyme domain-containing protein
Exons: 4
Coding region: 1-10236 (3411 amino acids)
Biological process (GO): secondary metabolite biosynthetic process; amino acid activation for nonribosomal peptide biosynthetic process
Cellular component (GO): cytoplasm
Molecular function (GO): phosphopantetheine binding; catalytic activity
Source: RefSeq, a predicted model, not a curated record
AUGAAAUCUCAUUCCGAACAGACGGCCAAUGGCCCACGCGAACCCAUCGAGAUGCCCCAGAGCGAAAACGAGAACCACCUGCGAUAUACCGACAAUGUCAGCGUGUCCAGCGUGGUGGUGCCGGAGCCUAUAGAAGCCUGUGUACACAGCCUGUUCAAGCGAGUUGCCAUUGAGCGGUCUUCGUCACCGGCGAUCUGUUCGUGGGACGGGGCAUUGACCUACGGCCAGCUCGACCUGUUGUCGAGCAGGCUAGCCUGUCACCUCAUUGGCCUUGGUGUGAAGCCGGGGACCAUGGUGAUACUCUGUUUUGAAAAGUCCCUGUUGGCACCAGUAGCCGUGCUAGGUGUCGCUAAGGCUGGCGGCGCGUCGAUAUCCUUGGACUCCUCCCAAUCGCACGACCAUCUCCGAGCCAUCAUCGCCCAGGUGCCUCACCCCAUUCUCCUAUCGUCGCCGGGAAACAGUCACCUAGCUCGCCAGCUCGUGGCGUGCGACGUGAUGGUGUUGGACGAUAAGCUGCUCUCCGCUCCGGAGAUGAACCCUUCGAGCCCAUUUCCCGACAUGCCUGUCGUCAGUCCCUCCGACACACUCAAUGUCAUCUUCAUGCCCGGUGACACCGGCUCCCAUCAGCCGCCCGGCGGCGUUGCCAUCACACAUCGAAACAUGAGCACUGCCCUUUUUUACCAACAACAGGCCCUGGGAUACACCAUCGAUUCUCGGGUUUUUGAUAUUGCUCCUCAAGGCUCCUACUUGGCUUGGUGCAACUUGCUGCACACACUGACCUGCGGCGGGUGCCUUUGCAUACCUUCAGAGUAUGACCGGCGACAGCGUGUCGAGGGGUCUAUGACGGCAUUGCAGGCCAACGCGGUGCACUUGACGCCCGCGAUGGCCGAGGAACUCAAUCACCACAAGCUCGCCGGCCGCGUGCGCCUCACCUAUGUCGGAGAGCCACAGAUGACCCCACCGGACACGACCGGACACCAGGAGGGAAAAGUAUUGUUCAGCAGCCGUGGGUAUGCAGAGUCGACCUCGCUAGGAACGCGGUGGACAGUCAACAAAUCAAAGGUACGGGGCGGCUUGAGCCACCUUGACGACGGGGUUUGUGCCUGGGUUGCGGAAACCGCCGAGCUGGGCUCGCUUGGAGCAUGCGAGACCAUGGGCGAGCUAUGGCUCGAGGGACCUAUGCUGGGCCAGAAGUACCCCGUCGAAUCCGACAGCGACGCCCCGGUGAUUUUCAAAGAUUCAGUCUCUGUGCUGCGCCGGUCAACGCGGUGGCCGGGGCGCCCUGGGCGCAUUCAUCGUACUGGAGACCUUGUACGGCACAUGCAUGACGGAAGGCUCGUACUGGUCGAAGAGGAGGAGCCGGCCGACGUCGAUCACUCAGGUGAAAGCGUUGAAAACUUGCAUUCCAGUUCGGAGAGCGACGGGGCCCUCGAAACGCCGGAGACUGAGCAAGGAGGUUAUUCAGACACGGUGCAGCUCAUGCUGAUGCUGUGGGCCCAGGUAUUUCAACUUAGUCCGCAAAGCAUCGGCAAGGACGAUGAUUUCUUUCAGCUUGGCGGAGAUGCUACCAAGGCACUGUGCCUCUGCAGGAUUGCACGCGACAGAGGACUCAACUUCUCCGCUCGAGACGUCUACCAGAACCCCUGUCUCUGCGACCUCUCAGUUUUGGCCAGCCCGGCGAGCCGGACAUCUCUCAAAACCCCCCCGUUCUCGCUAUUGGGUUCCUUCGCCGACGACGAUGACCUGCGAGCCCAGGUUGCUCAGCUGUGUCGUGUGCAAAAGUCUCAAGUGGUUGACCUCUUCCCAUGCUCCCCACUCCAGGAAGGCAUGCUCGCUCUGACCCAAAGGCGGCCUGGGAGUUACGUGGCGCAGCAGGUGUUUGAAAUCGACGACGGGGUAAGUGUCCAGAGGUUGCGCCGAGCGUGGGAUCAAGUGGUGGCCAUGAAUCCCAUUUUGCGAACGCAUAUCGUCAGCCUCCCAAGCCACGGCCUCGUGCAGGCUGUCUUGGAGCAAGGAGCACAGUGGGGGCUUGGCACAGACCUCGACGACUACCAAGCUCGGCAAAGCGCGGUCGAACAGCCGAUGGGUCUCGGCACGCCCUUGUCGAAAUUCGCAAUCAUUGACGCAGGCCCGGGCCGGCGCCCGUAUUUCCUGUGGGAAAUCCACCACGCUCUUUUCGACGGAUGGUCUCUGCCGCUUCUUAUGAGCGAGGCCGAGCAUGCCUACUACAACGAAGGCGGCCAAGAUCUGGAAUCCAUGGAAGGCUUUAUCAAAUACAUUAAGGAUUGCGACGAGACGGCUGCCAAGGCGUUCUGGCGAGCCCAGUUCGCUGGAAUCCAAGAGACCCACUUCCCCUUGGCCAAGGCGGCGGCAUUGCGACAACCACAAUCAGCCUCACACGUCAACUUCACCGUGUCGGGCCUCGGCUGGGGCCACAGCGACUACACACAGGCAUCGAUGGUGAGAGCCGCGUGGGCUGUGGUGAUGGCGCGUUGUGGCAACACGAGUGAAGCUUUAUAUGGCGUGACUGUGACGGGACGCCAGGCGGCAGUGCCUGGCAUUGAGCACAUGGCUGGGCCGGCAAUUGCAACCGUUCCCGUCCGAGUGACGCUGGACUGGGAGGCCAGCGUGAGUCGACUGCUCGAAGCGGUGCAGCGGCAGGCGGCAGACAUGAUUCCGUUUGAGCAGACGGGGCUACAGCGAAUCCGGCGCAUGGGGGAGGCGGCAGCCAUAGCGUGCUCCUUUCAGUCGCUUCUGGUAGUGCAGCCCGCCGACGGCGAGGGAGACCCGGCCGGCAGGGCAUUCCUGAGCAAGCCUAGCGACGAUGGUCAAGCGAAGCGAGAGUCGGGCCACACGACCUACGCCAUCGAGGUCGAGUGCGAGUUGGGCUCGGACGAAGCCCGCCUGCGCAUCGAUUUUGACCCUGGAGUUGUACAAGAGCGAGAGAUGGAAGCCAUUGCCCAGAAUUUCGACCAUGUGCUUCGACAACUGGCGGACCAGGGCCGAAGACACGACAAGCUCGGGACUCUGGCGCUGUCAACCCGGACCCCGUCAAACCGCAUCGAGGAGGUCCUUGCCUGGAACGCAAAGGUUCCCGAGCGGGUAGACGAGUGCGUGCACAAGCUGAUUGAGCAACGGGCCCGGGAAAGCCCCCUGGCCCCGGCCCUCUGCGCUUGGGACGGAGAGCUUACCUAUCAGGACCUGGACGAGCAAUCGACAAAGCUAGCAUAUCGUCUGGCUGCGAGAGGCGUGGCAGGGACCCGGGUGCCCGUCUUGUUCGAAAAGUCCCUCUGGAUGCCGGUGACGGUGCUGGCCGUAAUGAAGGCCGGAGGGGCGCUCGUGGCGCUGGAGACGAAGGAGCCGGAAGAGCGGCUGCUUGCGAUUGUGUCGAAGACAACAUCACCUGUGCUGCUGUCGUCGGUCCAGAAUGGCAACUUGGCGCGUCGUCUUGUCGCAGACGGAAAGGAGGUCCUGGUCGUUGGGGCCUCGCCGCAGCAUGAAAGCCUCGCCCCGGACCCGGAUCACCUUUCGACCGUCUUGCCCACCGUUGACCCCUCGAGCCUCCUCUACGUCGUAUUUACCUCGGGCAGCACCGGGACGCCCAAGGGAGUUCUCAUCACGCACCGCAACUUUUGCAGCGCCAUUGCCCAUCAGCGGCAGGCUUUGGACUACAACCGGAAUGCUCGGGUCCUUGAUUUUGCAUCCUGCGCCUUCGACGUUGCCUGGUCGAACCUGUUCCUCACCCUGACUGCCGGAGCAUGCUUCUGCAUUCCGUCGCCAGUGGAGCGCGAGAAUGACCUGGCUGGGUGCCUGGUCAAGUAUAAUGUGACCCUGGCCGACUUGACGCCCUCAGUCGCCCGGGCCAUCGGCUCCGACGCUCUUUCGAGACUGACGACCAUGAUACUGGGUGGCGAGGCGCCUCUGCCAAGCGAUGCUUCCUUGGCGGGCGGCAAGACGCACAUCAUCAAUGCCUACGGUCCGGCAGAGUGCACGCCGACCUCCACUCUGACGACGCUGGACCCCACCAACGUUUGCAUCGGCCGCGGGCUCGGACUCUGCACGUGGGUGGUAGAGCCCGACAACCCCGAGCUGCUGGUACCAGUCGGCGACGUUGGCGAGCUCUGGCUCGAGGGCCCCCUCGUCGGCCAGGGCUAUCUCGAUGACCCUCAGCGGACCGCGGCAGCCUUCAUCGACGACCCUGUGUGGCUCAUGCAGGCAGUCGGCCGGCGGGGACGCGUCUACCGCACCGGUGAUCUUGUGCGGUAUAGAGACGAUGGAUCACUCGUCUUCAUCGGGCGCAAGGAUACCCAGGUCAAAAUCCGUGGUCAGCGCGUCGAACUGGCCGAAGUCGAGUGUUGCGUGCGCCAAGUCAUUGGCGAAUCGGACACUGUCCAGGUCGUUGCAGAGGCUGUGCAGCCGGCCGGCGCCAACAAUCCCAUCUUGGUCGCCUUUGUUACCCUCCCCGGGGCCGAGGCAAUGACGCAGGAGGCACACGGCGCCGCGGUGCGGCAGGCAACGGACGGACUCACUGAACGCCUGCGUGAGGUUCUGCCGUCUUAUAUGGUACCCGCUGCGUACUUGCCGAUUCAAGAGAUGCCUGUAACCACGGCUGGAAAGACUGACCGCCGGCAUCUCCGUGCCCUCGGCGCGUCCAUGUGGCCGCAAUACCGCAGCAGCCGCGACAAGAAGGAAGGGUCGAGCCAGCCGCUCAAUGAGACGGAGACCAUUCUACAGAAGGUGUGGAUGUCAGUCCUCAAUUUGUCGGCGGAUGAGGCGUCUGUUGACGCGGGAUUCUCGAGCUUGGGCGGCGAUUCCAUCUCAGCCAUGCAGUUGGCAAACACCAUUCGAAAACUUGCGGCCCGCCGCCGGCCCAUGUCUACUUCAGCAAGCAAGCUAUUGGAGGAGGCUGAACAACAGGAGAAUGAAGACGCGGCUGCCGAGUUUGAUCUGUCUCCGAUGCAGCAGUCAUUCUUUAACGAUUAUCCCGAUGGCCUUAACCAUUUCAACCAAUCAUUCCUGCUGGAUCUGGGCCACGACGUUUCGGCGGAGUCCCUCAGUCAUGCGAUGAUGGCCCUCGUCAGCCGCCAUGCAAUGCUUCGAGCGCGUUUUACCAGAGACCCCGGUAGUGGACUCUGGAAGCAAAGCGUGGCCCAAAACGUUGCGGAAUCUUUCGCCUUUGCUGAGCACUCCGUGACUCACCGGGACGAGGUCGGUACAGCCGGUCAGUGGCGACAGGAAAACUUGGAUAUCUGUCAAGGGCCCGUUUUUGCUUGCGACCUUUUCAACAUGCCCGACGGCAGCCAGGUUGUCUUGCUCUCGGCCCAUCAUUUGGUCAUCGAUCUCGUAUCCUGGCGCAUUGUUUGGAACGACGUCGAAGAGUACAUCAAGUUUGGGGAGUUGCGUUCACCAAAAACCUUGUCGUUUCGCACCUGGUGCGCGGUUCAGGCCAGAGUGGGCAAUAAUUUAUCGCCGCUAGCCGUGCUCCCGUAUCCGAUUCCAGAACCCGACGUGGGCUUCUGGGGAUUGCCCAUGGAAGAAAACACGUUUGGCCAGUGCGACAGUUUCGAUGUGGCCCUCCCCCUCGAUGCCAGCAAGCUUCUCUUCGGGAAUAGCAAUAACAGUCUCCGAACUGAAGCUCUCGAUCUUAUCCUGGGUGCUCUGUCCCACUCGUUCUUCCAAACCUUCCCCGAGCGUUCCGCACCCGCGAUUUGGAUCGAGGGUCACGGCAGGGAGCAGCUGGACGACGUACCGACAGAUGUUUCGGGCACUGUCGGGUGGUUUACCACCAUGUACCCCCUCGCGGUUUCCAUCACACCCGACCAGUCCAUCUCCCACGCUGUGAGGCUUGUCAAGGAUACGAGAAGAAGGGUGCCAAACAUGGGUUUGCCGUUCUAUGCUUGCCAGCAUUAUAGCGAAUCUGGUCGUCAAGCUUUCCAGGGUCACGACGUUUACGAGCUCAUUUUCAAUUUCACGGGAAGAUUCCAACAAUUGGAGAGGGAGGAAGGCCUCUUCAAAUCAUCCCAACAUGGUACCGAUGACGCAGACGUCAAGAUUUGUGAGAUUUCGAAAUCAGCGCGUCGGUUUUUCAUGAUCGAGAUUGGCGCCGUCGUGUCGGACAAUGUCCUCGUCGUCUCAUUUAACUUUCACAAAGGCAUGAAGCAUCAAGGUCGGAUCGAGAAAUGGACACAGGCCUUUAUCGACGAUUUGGAGUGUGCCGCUCGUCAUCUCGCGCGUGCGCCUGUCGCCUUCACGUUGAGCGAUUUGCCUCUCCUUCAGUUAUCGUACCGGGGCUUGGAUGUGCUGUUGGAAGAACAGCUUCCGAAGAUGGGCAUCAAGCCGAGCAGCGUCACAAACAUGUAUCCGUGCUCGCCUCUCCAAGAGGGAAUGCUCUUGAGCUCAGUCAAGGGCUCAGCGUCAUACAUAACCUACACAAUCUGGCGCUGUGUUUCGACAGUCGGAAAUACUGCUGACAUCUCCCCUUCCCGGCUAGAGGAAGCUUGGAAGAGAGUUGUGAGCAGGCACACCGCCUUGUCCACUGUCUUUGCGCUACAUCCCGAAGGCAACGGCUUCAUGCAGCUUGUCCUUGACGAGCCUCCCAUACGCGUGAACCAUAUUGCUCCUGGACUGGAAAGCCCUACCGAUGCAUUAUCACGACUGCAAGAGCCAACGUUUGCCCCCGAUGAGCCGGAACAUUCUCUCACAAUCUGCCAGGCACCAACCGGCGAGGUCGCCUGUAGGCUGGACAUGAGCCACGCGCUGACCGAUGCCCACUCGGCAUCCUUGAUUCUCAGCGAGCUCGCGACGAUAUAUGAUGGCAUGGAAUUAUCGUCGGCUCCGGCCUUUGCUGAUAUGAUACGCUUUAUCAACAGCACACCCAGAGCCCAGAUAGUCGCUUCUUGGACUUCGCUGCUUGAUGGUCUUGAGCCUUGUGAAUUUCCCCUGUCGCCGGUGGCCCCUGCACAAGCCGAACGGGAGAAGUUUACCGAGAUACCGUGUCCAGGAACUUUCAAGGUGGCAUGGGCCAUGGUUCUCUCGCACAUGACUGGAAUGCGCGACGUCUGCUUUGGAUAUUUGGCUUCUGGUCGUGACGCCCCUGUGAAUGGCGUCGAGAACUUGGUUGGCCCUUUGGCCAAUUUGCUGAUCAGCCGGGUCGACUUGCGACAACCAGCCCGACAGGUUCUCGAGACGACAUCGGAGAGGUCAAAGCAGCACAUGGCUAUCCAGCACGUCUCGCUGGCUGAGAUUCAGCACCACCUCGGCCUCUCUGGAAGGCGAUUAUUCAACACGUCACUUUCUGUCCGUCCUGCCGAAAAAGAGAAAGCCGACGAAGCAAGGGGGGUAUCGUUCGACGUUUUGGCUGGCGGGGACGCCCACGAGUUUGACAUCAAGUUCAACGCUUCGAUAAGCGGGGCAGACAUGGACCUUUCAAUCGAGUUUCGGGAGCCAUAUGUUGACCGCCAAGUUGCCUUGGAAGCAAGCAAGAUCCUUCACCAAGCAAUUGAAUAUCUCCUAGUGACCGAUGUUGGGUUGGGCAUAAAAGACAUGGCCGAGAUCGCCCAGGAUGUCUUCACCGACGCCAACGAUGCAGACACGCUCCUGUCCGGAUUUUUCAAGCACACGAUGGGGGUGGAUGAGGCUUCCGCGAGUGCGUUCUGGAAAGCCGAGUUUGCAAACACCCAAGGGUCUCACUUUCCCUCGCCGACAACGACCACUCGCCAGCCUAUGCCUCGGGAUCAUGUAGAAUUGAGCGUGGAAGGGCUUGACUGGGCAUGCGACAGCUUCUUGGCAGACACGACAGUCAAGGCUGCAUGGGCUGUCCUUACAGCUCGAAUCAUGUGCGCUGACGAAAGCAUAUUCGGAGCAGCCGUUUCAAAGUGCGGAUGUGUCGCCCCGUUGCCUCUCCGUGUUGUGGUCGAUUCGGAUCACAGCAUCAACGACCUGCUCCUUGGAGUGCAGCGUCAGACCGUGGAGAUGGCACCGUUCCAUCAGAUGGGCAUGGAGCGGGUCCGUCGCUUGAACGAGGACGCAGCCAUGGCCUGCAACUUCCAGACGCUCCUUGUCGUUUAUCCAAAGGAAGACAAAGAGCACUGGCAAAGCCACGGCGCUCAUUCCAUGGUGGUCAUGGUCGGGCUCGAGGCGACCGCAGCGCAUAUCGAUGUGAAAUUCGACCCACGCGUCAUCGAACAAGCUCGCGUCUCGCGGCUCAUUCAUGGGUUUGUGCAUGUUCUUCGCCAACUGCUCGACGUGGGCCAGCGCCAGCUGAGGCUUCGAGACGUGACCGUGGCAAGCCAGAAAGAUCUCGACGAUGUGUGGACCUGGAACGCGACUUUGCCAGAAUCGGUGGAAGGUUGUGUACACGAUCUGAUCAUCCAGCAUGGAAAAGAGCGGCCAACAGCUCCUGCUAUCCACGCAUGGGACGGGGUCUUGACCUAUGAGCAGCUCGAAGAGCUAUCGUCGAAGCUAGCCAAGCAGCUGGUCAGCAAGGGCGUAGGGCCGGGGAGCAUCGUGCCGCUUUGCUUCGAGAAGUCUUGUUGGAUGCCAGUGGCCGCCCUUGCCGUUAUGAGGGCGGGCGGAGCAUCGGUUGCAGUCGAUACCUCGCAGCCAGAAGAACGGAUUCGCACGAUUACAGCGCAGGUGUUCACCGGCGCCGGGAGGCCAAAGAUUCUCCUCUCGUCGGAGGCAAACCAUGCCCUUGCUCAGCGACUCGAAGCUGAUGAGGUGCUUAUCACAGGGCACGAACAAUGCCUUGGUCCCGUCAUCGAGCCGAGUCCCGAAUUACCUGUCGUCAAGCCGUCUGACGUGCUCUACGUUGUGUUCACCUCCGGCAGCACUGGGCGGCCAAAAGGCGUCAUCAUCACCCACCAGAACUUUUAUAGCGCGAUCUCUUACCAGCGAGACGCAGUGGGCGUCGAUAGCAGUUCCCGGGUCUUUGACUUUUCCUCGUACGCCUUCGACGUUGCUUGGCUUAGCCUCCUCAAGGCGUUGACGGCCGGCGGGUGCCUAUGUAUCCCGUCUGCGGCCGAGCGCGAGGACGAUCUUGGAGGAUGCCUGGAGAGGUAUGGAGUCACUGUCGUCGAUCUAACGCCUUCGGUUGCGCGGGCCAUCGAGCCCAAGUCGGCCCUUUCCAAUUUAUCCACAUUGAUUCUUGGUGGCGAGGCCGUCGUCGCAAGCGAUGCGGAUCUGGCGGGCGAGAAAACGCAGGUUACCGUUGCCUACGGUCCAGCAGAGUGUACGCCGACCAGCUCCAUCAUGGACCUAACGAAGACAAGGGAUGCGGGCAUCGGCCGGGGAGUUGGGAUGUGCCUGUGGGUGGUAGACCUCGAGAACCCCGCGGCCUUGGCACCGGUCGGCGCUGUCGGCGAACUUUGGCUUGAAGGGCCGCUUGUAGGUCAGGGAUAUCUACACGAGCCCGAAAAGACGAGAUCAGCCUUCAUCCAAGACCCUGCGUGGCUGGUCAACGGAACGCCCGACGGCAGGCGGCCCGGGCGACGCGGACGAGUGUACCGCACCGGAGACUUGGUGCGGUACAGAGAAGACGGCUCGCUGCUCUUCGUGGGUCGUAAGGACACACAGGUCAAGAUUAGGGGACAGCGCGUUGAGCUGGGGGACAUCGAGCACCAUGUUUGCCGGGCGAUUGAGACGAUCGCGGGCGAGACCGUGACGAAUGUGCAGGUCGUCGCCGAGACCGUCCAGCCGAAGGGAAUUCCAAGCAAGAUGCUGGUGGCUUUCGUGGCCCUCGAGGAGAUUCAAGGCUUUGUCUCGUCGGAAGAAUAUAACAACGCCGUCCGCCACGCAACGGCCGGGGUGACGGAGCACCUGGCCAAGGCACUGCCCGUCUUCAUGAUACCCUCUCUUUACAUACCAAUCCCAACCGUCCCCAUGUCGGCCACGGGCAAGACGGACCGGCGCCGGCUCCAGGAGAUGGGCUCCUCGCUCUCUGCCAAGGACGUCAAGGCACUCGGCCGCGCAGGCGAGCAGCGGCGGACACCGGAAACGGAGGCGGAGCGGGUCAUGCAGGCUCUGUGGGCCGACAUCCUGAACAUGGACCCGGAAAGCAUCGGCGCGGACGACAGCUUCUUUCGAAUUGGCGGCGACUCAAUCGGGGCAAUGCGACUCGUCGGAAUGGCACGUUACAAAGGCUUCAGCUUCACCGUCCGAGAUGUCUUCCAAAGCCCUGUCCUCUCGGACCUCUCCGCAUUCGAUGCCGCGCCUCCAACCACCCUUGUGCCGGCAUGA